UCAAAGAAAUAAAAUUUUCAAAAAUGAGCGAUUUGCAUUAGAGGAAGGAGACCCUGGAGCUGUCCACGUGGAUGGACACAUGGAGUUUGAUGCUGAAGAUGAAAAAAAAAGUUAUUAUUUUAUUGCACAUGCGUUGGGAGAAGUGAUAGACAAGCAACCAAGCAUGCUUACGGGAGGCCGUCUAAAGCCUUACCAAAUGCAAGGUUUAGAGUGGCUUGUUUCCAUAUUUAACAAUAACUUAAACGGAGUUCUUGCAGAUGAAAUGGGUUUAGGCAAAACAAUACAAAGUAUUGCGCUAAUUUGUUAUCUCGUGGAGCAUAAAAAGUUUAACUAUCCCUUUCUCAUUUUGGUUCCUUUAUCAACGCUCACCAAUUGGAGUUUAGAGUUUCAAAAAUGGUCGCCCACUUUGAGAAUUUUAAGAUAUAAAGGAAACAAAUCUGAAAGAAUAAAAUUAAGGGAAAAACUAAAAGAAGGAAACUUUGAUGUUUGCUUGACGACGUACGAAAUGUGUAUAAACAAAGAAGAUAAAUCGACUCUCUCGAAAGUUCCUUUUCGUUAUCUUAUAAUUGAUGAAGGGCAUCGUUUGAAGAAUGCCGAUUCCAAACUCGCGACUACGCUUAAAAAUGAUUAUAAAAUUCAUCAUCGCCUUUUACUGACUGGAACGCCCCUUCAGAAUAAUUUACCCGAACUUUGGGGAUUAAUGAACUUUUUGCUUCCGGAUAUUUUCAAGAGUUGCGAUACGUUUGAGGAUUGGUUCAAUCGUCCAUUCCAGUCUCUCGGAGAAAAAACAGAACUAAGCAAGGAAGAAACAAUGCUUGUUAUAAGAGGACUACACAAAGUCCUUCGUCCUUUUAUUCUUCGACGAAUGAAAAGCGAAGUUUUAUUGCAACUUCCCCAGAAGACCACUCAUAUUUUAAAGAUACAAAUGUCUCCUUUACAGAAGCAAAUUUAUUCGCAGAUAAAGCAGCGAAUCCUCGUGACGGGCUCUGCUUUUAAAGCGAAGGCCAGAUUCCUCAACAACACGAUGGUGCAACUGCGAAAAGUUUGCAAUCAUCCGUUUUUAUUCGAGGAGGUCGAAAGUCACGUGAAUCCUUCUAAACAGACCAAUGAUUUUAUUUAUAAAGUAUCGGCGAAGUUUGAACUGUUGGAUAGAAUUUUUGCAAAAAUGAGGGCGACUGGCCAUCGAGUGCUAUUAUUUUCACAAAUGACGUCAUUAUUAACUUUGCUAGAGGACUUCAUGUUUUAUAGGGGGUACAAAUAUAUACGCUUGGACGGCCAGACAACCUCUCAGGAACGCGGUGAUUUGUUGGAUAUCUUUAACCGCGAGAAUAGCGAUUAUCUUGUCUUCAUAUUAAGCACUCGAGCCGGCGGGCUCGGUUUGAACCUGCAGGCCGCCGACACCGUCAUCAUCUUUGACUGUGAUUGGAACCCUCAUCAGGACAUGCAGGCGGAGGACAGGGCUCACCGAAUUGGCCAGAAGCGAGAGGUCCGCGUCCUAAAGUUUGUGACAACCAAUUCGAUUGAGGAAUAUAUUCUUGAUACGGCCACGAGGAAGCUUAAUAUGGACGCUAAAGUGAUCCAGGCCGGACGUUUCGACCAGAAAACCAGCGCAGACGAACGGCGGAAAAUGCUGGAAAUCAUGCUAAAGGAAGAAGAAGAACAAGAAGACUUGAAAGACAACAGCGCUCAUUCACUGGAAGAAGUUAACGAGAUGCUCGCAAGAACCGAAGAAGAAAUGAAAAUUUUUGAAGAAAUUGAUAGAAAGUUAAUAAUGGAAGCCGGAGGAUCUUUUGAAAACCGUUUAAUACUUCCUAGCGAAAUACCGAAAAUUUAUGAAGAUACUUUUCUUAGUUUUCUUCAAGCACAGGAGAUGGAGGUGGUCUCUGAAAAUCUUGGUCGCGGGCGCAGAGAAAAAGCUCUUCAUUAUAAUAAUAAUUAUUUUGCGGAAGCAGACUUUGACCGAGCAAUCCGCAAAACCGAAUGAAGUUUACAGUAAAGAUAGAAAUUCUCGGCAGCUCUCUUUUUCUGCUCCGCGCAAUCGUGAUUUUAUUGAACAAAAAAUAAAAAAAUUUAAAUCUGAAACAACGUCAAUGGCAAGUCACGUGGUUCCUAAUAGCUUGAAACGAACGUUCCGGAAAAUCUUUAAAUCCAUUAAAAACUUGAAAGUUGACAAUCGACUUGUUUGUGGUCUAUUUCUUCAUCUUCCCAAGCCAACAGAAUAUCCCGAUUAUUAUUUUGUUAUUGAGCGUUUGAUGGACUUGAAAACUAUAAAAACUCGUAUUGAAAAUAAUAAGUACAAGUCCUUAAAAGAUUUUGAAAAAGAUAUUGAACUUCUUGUUUCUAACGCUCAUCUAUACAAUUCUGAUGAUUCGCUUGUAUAUAAUGACGCCACGCUUAUAUUGAAUAAAUUUAGAGAAUUAAAAUCAGCGUUUGGGAAACGUCGAAAAGGAGGGAAUGAAAAUUCUUUUACUUCAGAAGAAAAAAGAUUUAAAAAAAACGAAAAUCAGUUUAAAAAAGAAGAACUUGGAAUAUAGUGAACUCUUAAAAAUUAUGUUUCAAAAUCUAAAG
Messenger RNA from Zophobas morio, 2568 nucleotides. RefSeq lists its product as uncharacterized. The transcript has 29 exons. Gene Ontology annotation, cellular component: nucleus. Bases 80 to 1984 code for a protein of 634 amino acids. Gene Ontology annotation, molecular function: ATP binding; DNA binding; ATP-dependent chromatin remodeler activity. Gene Ontology annotation, biological process: positive regulation of transcription by RNA polymerase II. The record is from RefSeq and is a predicted model, not a curated record. NCBI's taxonomy places the organism in Eukaryota, Metazoa, Arthropoda, Insecta, Coleoptera, Tenebrionidae.